Molecule: messenger RNA, 774 nt
Organism: Oryza brachyantha (malo sina)
Lineage: Eukaryota; Viridiplantae; Streptophyta; Magnoliopsida; Poales; Poaceae
Product: putative glycine-rich cell wall structural protein 1
Exons: 1
Coding region: 1-774 (257 amino acids)
Source: RefSeq, a predicted model, not a curated record
AUGGCUGGAAACAAGCUCCUAGCUACUGCUUUCGUCGUGUUACUGAGCAUUGGAGUAUCCAAUGCUAGGGCAGUAGCUAGAUACGCCGCCGCCGGCGGUGGCGGAGGGGGAGGUGGUGGCGGGUCAGGGGGUGGCUCUGGCUAUGGAUCUGGUUCAGGGUAUGGCCAGGCUAGCGGUCCUGGAGGAGCAUACGCCGGUGGAGGUGGAGGUGGCGGCGGAGGUGGCGGUGGAGGUGGUGGAUCUGGAUAUAGUUCUGGAUCUGGAUAUGGACAAGGCGGAGGAUAUGUGCCUUAUUAUGGACCUUAUUAUGGUGGAGGCGGCGGCGGAGGGGGCGGCGGCGGUGGCGGUGGUGGCGGCGGAGGAGGAGGAGGUGGAGGUGGAGGUGGUUAUUACGGACCUUAUGGGCCUUACUACCCCCCAUAUUACGGACCAUAUGCUAGCGGUGGUGGUGGCGGCGGCGGCGGUGGUGGAGGUGGUGGGGGAGGCGGUGGUUAUGGUUAUGGAGCUGGUUCUGGAUAUGGUCAGGCGGGAGGAUAUGGACCUUAUGCUAGUGGCGGCGGUGGUGGCGGUGGUGGUGGCGGUGGCGGUAAUGGAGGCGGGUAUGGGUAUGGUGCUGGGUCUGGAUAUGGUCAAGCUGGUGGAUAUGAACCAUAUGGUGGAUAUGCUCAAGGAGGUGGCGGUGGCGGUGGUGGAGGUGGUGGGAGCGGACCAGGCGGUAGUGGUUAUGGAGGUGGUUCCGGAAGCGGGUCUGGUUCUGCCGGUGGGCACCCAUAG